AUGGCCACCGUCUCAGUCCCACCAUCACCGACAGCCGCAGGACACCUUGGCAGUAGCAUGGCAUCGACAGCGACGCCACUCAGCAACGACAGUGGCGGCGGCGCGGCUUCGGCGUCGGCAUCGGGCUUCAGCUUUCCGGCCAUCCACUCGUUCCCGCCCUUCUACACGCUCCAGCCCAACCCGACGUCGCGCGCCCAGCAGCUGGCGCAGUGGCGCUCCCUCAUCCUCGCCUUUUGCCGGCAUCAUCGCAUCUUUUACGUCGACGCCGCUCCCACCUCCUCCUCGUCCUCCGCGAGCGCAGUGGCGCCGGGAGUCGAUGCCGACGCACGCGAGCGAGACGUGUGGCAGUCGCUUUUCCGCAACGCCCGGAUAUCCAGGGCCCUCGACGGCGAGACGGUCCGCGAGAUCCUGCAGGACAUGGUCAGGAAUCGCCAGGCGGCGUGGGACGGCGUCAGGCCCGGCAAGGCGGCGACGGGCACCAAGGCCCUCAUCUACUGGCGGACGCCCGCGCAGUGGGCCGACCUCAUCUACGACUGGGUGUCGGCGACGGGGCAGAACAAGAGCAUCAUGACGCUGUUCGAGCUGACCCAGGGCGAUCUCGUCGAGGGCCAAGAGUUCCACAACCUCCCAAUACCGCUCCUCCGCCAGGCGCUGCAGCACCUCUCGACCCAGGGCAAGGCGCAAAUCUUUGCCGGGACAGAGACAGACGACGGCGAGGGCGUCAAGUUCGUAUAG
Messenger RNA from Pseudozyma flocculosa PF-1, 735 nucleotides. RefSeq lists its product as uncharacterized. The record is from RefSeq and is a predicted model, not a curated record. Bases 1 to 735 code for a protein of 244 amino acids. Gene Ontology annotation, cellular component: ESCRT II complex. Gene Ontology annotation, biological process: protein transport to vacuole involved in ubiquitin-dependent protein catabolic process via the multivesicular body sorting pathway. NCBI's taxonomy places the organism in Eukaryota, Fungi, Basidiomycota, Ustilaginomycetes, Ustilaginales, Ustilaginaceae. The transcript has 3 exons. Gene Ontology annotation, molecular function: structural molecule activity; protein homodimerization activity.